CGCGCCCCCCGACUAUGCCAGCACCUUCUCAGCCUUGGCUGACAACCACAUAAGCCAUAACUCCAGCCUGGGCUACCUGGGCAGUGUGGAGAGCAAGCCCGCCUACCCCGUCCCUCCCCAGGUGACUCCAUCCAGGUACUCGCCCAUCCCUCGACACAUGCUCGGGGACGAGGACUUCACCAGGUGAGUACCGGCCACGGGCAUCCCUACACCCAGCUCCUUCCUCACCAUCUGUCUCUGGUUUAUUGACCUCACCCCGUCGGUUCUGGGUGUAGAGCCACCUCAGCCGUGGCCAAAGGCGUCCCUGUGAGUGCUCAGUGCCUGUCCUGCUCAUUUGCAGCCCUGCGAAGCCCAAGGUCCCCUCUAGCAGGCUUGUUCCUCCUGAGAUCAAUCAGGCAGCAACUGCCCCCAUGGUCUGCUGCCCCCCAGCUCUCUGCGGCGCCCCAUUCUCUCCAUUCCCUUUCCUGCUCCUCCUUGAGCGUUCCUGAGCCUCUGGUAGGCCUGCCAGAGCUUGAGCUUUGUCCUUUCCCUUGUUUCAUUCAUUUACGAUACCAUGAACGCAAGUUGCUCUCUGCUCUUACGGUGAAAUCCAGUGCAAGCAGCACCGCGGGCUCCUGCGCCAAGCUCAGUUUUAAACGUAGGAAACAAAAGGCAGACAUUGCUUUUCUUUAAGAGAAGCAAAAAGGAGACAGUACUCUCAGUGAGUUUAAGUGCUUGUAGAACUUUGUGAUGUCUCCUACUGAGGAUACGAGAGCGAGACCUUGCCUUUCCUUUACAGCUUUUCCCAUGCUUUCACCCUGUAGCAGCUGUGGGGCGGGCGUUGAGCCCGUUCUUGGGUUUGGUAUCCUCAAGGCCGGGGCUGGAUUUAGGGCUCAGGCUGUGUUCUUAGGACUGAUAUUCAAGGUAGGAUUAGGAUUGGCUCUGCAGUUACGGCUGAGGUUGCAGGCUGGUUUUAGAGUUGCGUUUGCAGUGAAAGAUGUCAGAGUCCCAUUUUUGGCUGGGCUUGUCCAGUUCUCUCAGAAGUCAGAGGAGGAGAAGCGGACCUGUCCUCAGGCAUCAGUGCUGCCUUGCUGCACAGGGCUGAUCCCCAGAAGCAGCCGCAGCAGCCGGCCGGGAGGCACCAGGGUGCGAGAGCCGGCGUUACCUUGUUGUGUGACGGCUCCUGCUUGCGCGGAGCCUCCAGCUCCCUGGGGUGGGCUUUGUUUGCACGCGUGGGUGGCGUUGCAGUGACAGCGGCAGGCAAACUGUCCUCCUCGGAGAACAUCAGCGAUCAUAUUCACCGUAUUGAUUUCUAGCUUUUCGGCGCUCAGCUGAGGCCAGGGCCCUGCUGCGCACCGUGACCUUUGCAGCGCUUGCCUCCAUCUGGGUCCUCUCUCUCCCACCGGGGUGGCAGUGUCCAAGAUGCAGGCUCUGCAGCCUGUUCCCCGCGUUCAUUCCUCUCCGUGUGCAGCAAUUGUCGUGUUGUCAGGGCACUGGGGGGAGCAUGCCAUACUACAGGAUUUAUGCUUUUUUCAUCGAUUCCCACUGCUCUGAAAACGCCCCAUCUGUCCCUCUGCCAGAGACCCCAAUCCCACCGAGCCCCUGCGUUGCCCCUUCAUACACGUGCUGACGUUAGUUGUGGGCCAGGCAGCAGCAAGAGCAGUCUCUAAGUCCGGGCUGGCCAGGAUGUCAUCCGGCAGCGGUGGCUCGGCGGUGGCCCCCAUGCAGCACGUGCCGGUGGCCGCUAGAGGAUGGUGCUGCCUUGCAGAGCGCCUGCUGCAGACAGGCCGGCACCGCUCAGACCCUGUGUGGCCUGGGGCCGCCUGCUGUCCCCAGGCACAGCCCACGGUCUCCCAGCGGGAUUUGCAGUUUUUCAGCGGUGCUGCGGGCUCAGCGCCUCCCUCACACAUCCCAGGAGCAAGGGGAGAGCAGUGCUGAGCCCUUGCAGGCAUCACCCAUCCCUGGGACAGCUUCACCGUCAGGGGUCUGCCGGCUUGUGCAUCAGCCAGACCACACACUGGGACCAGUGUGCUCCAAAUGCAUUUUACUGUUGUGGGCAAAGGCAGUGCCUCCCCCAUAAAGCAGCUGAAUCCCAGGAGACUCCUGUCAGCAGCCAUGGCCCAGAUCCAGUAUCAAGUCUGUUCCCCACUGUGGACGCGGACAUGGCUCCCGUGGUCCUGCUGGCCUGCAGUACCCAGGCCUGGACCAGAGUGUCUGUUUUCCCGUGGGCCACACCACAGCUGUGAAGGACCGCACUGCUUUCGCUUCAUGCUAAGGUUGAGGUGUUAAUGCCGCAACAUCCAGCUUGGGUCUGAGCAGGGAUCACAUCCUGCCUCCCAGGAUGAAAACUGAUGAGUGGACUCUGUAUCACGACUGAGACCUGCAAUGAGACUUCCCUAGUUGGGGCUCCUCUCCCUCUUGGUUCUUGUGGUGUCUCUCUACCUUCCACCAAGCCACUUUGUCCUCCUCCAUGCCAGCAACUGGUUCCUAGACUGCCUGGGCUGCUGGGCUAAGGUGGAGCAGCAGUUCCUGUGCUUUGCUUGGGAGGCAGCAAAAACCAAGGGGUGUAGCAAGUUCAUCAUCUGUGCCUGGUUAAGAGCAAGGUUGGCAGACCCAGAAAUCUGACCUACUUCUUCCCCUGUAGGAGCUCUAGCCCCAGGCUUGGAUUUACUGCAGAGGGACCAACGGCUGCAGUCUUCCCUGCACCCUCACACCUGCCCCAGAUAUUCUCCCUCACCCGCAUGGCCCCGCAGCCUCCCCCAGCACUGCUCUUGUCAACUGAGUACCAGCAUUUGGCUCUGCGAGGCCAAGAGCUUUUCACUGCUGACAGGCUCACGGUGCUGGGUUCAGGGUAGAUCACGGUUCUGCAGACCAGGUGUGUCCUACUAACAAGAGAGCGCUUGGACUGGGAGAUGCCAUUCCCAGGUAAUGGCAAAAACAGCUUUUCCCUCCAAAGCUGGUGAACAGGGAACAAGACAAGACUGUUAGCACAAGGCAGUAUCUGCCCGCAGCCUCCAACAAACCCGCUGAGACGUGGCUCUGUGCCUCAGUUUCCAGCCCUGUAUAGGUAAUUCGGUGGUAGCUGUAGGCCUAGGGCAUGGCGACUUAGCAGCUCACUUAAGUGCCAGCAGGUCUCUCUAGGACUCGGGAUUGAACCUCAUUUGGACCAAAUGACCCCAGUGUAGGUGCUUUUGGGGUCUAGCAUUAGGAAACGUGCCACUCGCUGCUAGAAAGACCACCAAAGACCUCAGCUGCCCUGCUAAGCCCAGGAGACGUGGGCUGGACUUCAGCCCUCACUCCAGGUCCCUUCUGCUUGUCCAGCACACCCUGCCCCCAAGCCUUUUGGCCAGUGAAAGACUAAGCUGAGCAGCACGUUUCUCUCUAUCUGUAUUUUCUAGGGUAUAUUAAGGCAGAUUCAGCCCCUAAACACAUCAGGAAUGCGUAGCUGGCUUAGGUCAAAGUUAUGACUCUGCUGCAGCUCUGCUUUUAAGGAAAGGUGCUACAGCAACGCGUAGUGUGUCUGUGGAGCUGGAGGCAUGGAGAGCUGGGCUCUGGCAGCGUCUGAGAAUAUUGCAAGUGGGCACUGUGGAUUUUUCCCUGGCUUUUGCACUCCCUCUGGUUGGGACUGCUCUGGCUGUGCCUGCAAAGGCAGGAAGGAGUUAAGUCCGUAAGGUCUAGCAGAGUGAAGUGAGUGCUGAAGUCUGUGUCCUCUCAGUGCUUCCAUAAAAAAACUCAAGCAUGAGUUUGGGAAGCCGCGUGUCCUGCAGCAGCCCCAGGAGCGAGCAGGCAGAGAUAAACAGCGCGGCAAGGCCGCGGCGCAGAGCUGGGAGCAUUCAGAACAUUCCUGCCCUUUGUGUGCCUCGCGGCCGCGAGCGGGACACAGGCAGGGGCGCCGCGGGCAGAGCGUGCCGCGCAGCGAUGUUCACCGUUAACGUCUCGUCGUCCAUGUCCUACAGGGGACAGCUGGUCACGUCCCCCUGCAGACAGCAGCGAGGCUGCAGGAGCAAAUGUGGCCAGAGGUAUGGUGCUGGGAUGCUGCUCUGCCUGAUCCGAGGCAGCUGCAGGACAGGGAGAGGAGCAGCUCGGAGAGCCGGGAGGAUCCCCGGCAGAGGCAGGCUGAGAGGGGCUGUGCUGGGGCAGUGCUGGGGCUGUCUGGAAAGCUCUGGCUCUCCAGAUUUUUAGAUCCCUUCCUAAGCUCCCUGCAUUUCUGGGUAGCUCAAGGGCAGAGGUGCCCUGUGCUCGUGGGCAGACAGGUACGCUGGUUCCCCAUCGCUGCUGCUGGGUCCUGCCAGCACGGGACUGGGGUGAGGAGGCACCCACGCAGGGGAGUAGAAGAAUUUGGGGAGAGGUUGUUGGAGCAUGGGUGGGAAGAAGGCAGCGGUGAAGCUUAUUCCCCUGACACAGCCUUUCCCAGAGCAGCCCCAAGGGUGUGUGUCCGACUGUGCCACUUCAGGGAUGGCAGGACAGAGGGACUCCCCAGCUCCCAGCGCCACAAGCUGGGUUCAGAGCCACGGCCACUGCCGGACAGGCUGCCUCUUGCGCUGCGAGAGCUGCCCAGCCUGGGGGCUGGGAGCGAGGCUGGGACGUAUACAGGGACGGUGUCCUCAGCAGGGCUGUCCCCACGUUGUAGGCAACGAGCCUGGCUGGGCCAGGCCCCCAGAGCUGCCUGCCCGCGAAGGAUUCAGCCCUGCUGUGAGCGUGCAGGGGGAGAUGGGCAGGCUGCAGCCCUUCCUUCAGUAUCAUUGAGCCCAGCUGGCAGAUUAGGCCUGGCAAUUUACCCUCCCAGCGCUUCUUCCAGCUCCCCUCGGCCACGCUGCCCCUGGGCCUGGGCAAAAAGGGCACAAGCCCAGCAAGGAAGACCUUCCUGCAAGGCAUCUUGCACUUCAUUCAGUCCAUCUCCUGCUACUCUUGCUCCUUAUAAGGUCACUGUCUGUAACUGUCUAAAUGACAUUCAGCCCAUCAGGACUCCCUCAAGGGGAGAGCAGGCAGGAGAGAGCAGGCAGGAGACUUUUCCCAAGGUCCUGGCAUGUGUCCCCGGAUGUAAAUUCUGCUGUCCGCAUCAGCGAAAGCAUUAAAGUCUCCCCCAGUCCACCCAGGUGAAGGCAGUGAUGCUCAAGUCUGUCCUGUGGGGCUCAAAAUUUUGUUUUCUUGCAAUAGCUGCCUGGAAGCACAGGCAAUAGUUACCCAGCUACAGGCUUCCUUGUUGUCUGUUGAGGAAAACAACUUUAUUCCCCUGGGUGCCUUCCCAUGGGCACCAGGAGGGCUGCCCAGCUCCUUCGCGUGCUGUCACACACAGCCGAGGCCGUGAGCGGGGACCAGUCACCCCCCGCUCGCCCAGGCUCCUCUUUGUGCAGUGCUGCCGAUAUUUUAGGAUCCGCCAAGGGUGCCCUCGACCAGUGCUGAGCCUGAGGCUCUGGCUUCAUUCCUAGCACGUCCCCAAUAGCUCCAUCUUCUCCCUGGCUAACUUUAGAUUGAUGAGGUUGCUGAGUGCCCUGGCAAAUAGUCAUUCCUUGCGGUACCUGCUGGACUGGCGGUGCUCAGCCCUCUCUCAGCCGGUCACUGCAGCUGACGCACUGACAGCGCGUGACGUCGCGUCUUCUGAGGGUCGUCGCUGGCCCGUGCGUUUUUGCCAGGGCAUGCUACCUGACCGGCAUCCUUGUUAUUCCUGCUUAUUGGAAUACGGUGCUUGAGCUGGGGAGCUGGUGUAGUUCCUAUUAGACUUGGUGUAGCUGAGAAUCGACCCUGGAUUUUUGUGAUGCCGGGCAGUCUUUCUGCCUUUGCCUGCCUAUUGUUUGAGCUGGAAGAGAAUUAAGUCAUCAUCAAAAAAUUCAGAACUUGUCGUGCGUUGCUAUUAAGCCAGGCAGGGCCUGCGCUGUGUCCAGCCACGUGAUUUAUUUCCGAUGCGGUCCGUGACAGGGCCGGAGGGGACGGCAGAGGAGCCCGCCCGCUUUCCUGCCGGGUCUGCGGCCGAGGCGUUGGUGCGCUGCGCCGGUGGGACGGGGACGUAAUUCAUUGGCACGGCCGCACCGUCCCCAACGUCCCGAUCCUGCCGGGGGCUAUCCGAAACUUGCUUAAAA
Messenger RNA from Struthio camelus australis, 6056 nucleotides. Lineage: Eukaryota; Metazoa; Chordata; Aves; Struthioniformes; Struthionidae. The record is from RefSeq and is a predicted model, not a curated record.